This is a messenger RNA of Scatophagus argus, 5159 nucleotides long. RefSeq names its product MAPK associated protein 1 (gene mapkap1). Gene Ontology annotation, molecular function: phosphatidylinositol-4,5-bisphosphate binding. Gene Ontology annotation, cellular component: TORC2 complex; cytoplasm; plasma membrane. NCBI's taxonomy places the organism in Eukaryota, Metazoa, Chordata, Actinopteri, Scatophagidae. Gene Ontology annotation, biological process: TORC2 signaling. The coding region runs from base 1920 to 2939 and encodes 339 amino acids. The record is from RefSeq and is a predicted model, not a curated record. The transcript is spliced from 11 exons.
AUCUCAAGACUCUAGCUGGUUUGCAGUGCAGGCUUUCUCUCAGGCACACCUCCUUCCUGUUAUUAUGGUGUGGACAGUCAGAAAGCCUGUUCUGCUGUUGUGUGGAUGGGACUUGUAUGUCAAAUCUGGGCCAAUGAUUAAAUGAGGCUGAAAUUGUGUGCUAUUGAAGGUUUUUGUGUUCCUGUUUCUGACAGAGUCAGUUUUUUAAAUCCAAAUUAAUCAUAGCAGCAUGUCACAAUGUUGGGGUGGGGGGAGGGGAGAAAACCUUUUGAAUAUUGACCAGAUGGGAAAAGGCAAGACAAACUGGUCCAUCAGUCAGUCAGGAGCUAAUGUGAGAGAAAAAACACACUGAAGUUAGAAUCACCAGCUGGAUCAUGUAAAUAUAGAAAGAGAUCUAUGUAUUGUGUUGCAGCAAUAGCUACUGAAGUUAGCAUACUGACCAGCUAGCCCAGGAUCUUCAUGUCUCGUAAUACUGCUUUGUGCCUCUAGAGGCAAUAGUUUUAUAGUCCCCUGUAGUUUCAGCUGGGGGAUGUAUGAGAUCUCUUUUAGUAUUUAGUCUAAUAAGUAAACAAAACAAACUCAUAAAAUGUCAAGAAAGGAAAUAUUCUUACACAUAUUUUCCUUACUAAACAGGAGAAUACAGUGGCAGACCUCCUGAAUUCGAGUUUCUCCCUUUCACCUAACAAAGGCGGGUGUAAUUUCCUCGUUAACUUAUCAUGAAACACACUUGAUUCAACUCUGACACGAACAAACUACAGCUCACCAAUACCAUCUUGGUUUGUCUUGCCACAAUCACCUCUGGUUUGGUCAAAAUAAAUCUGCUAAACCUGCUGCUGAAGCACGAUUUUCCCUUCUCUCUUGUUGCUUUACCUCUCUGCAGCCCUCUGCCUCAUCCCAAGCUUUGAUAAUGUUUCUGCUUCUCCUUCACUUCGCUUUGUUUGUAACAGUUUGGGGAUUUUACGUUACCUCAUUUUGCACAGAUGGGAAGUGUCGCAGUUCCAUUUCACUGCUGUUGUACCAGUACAAUCAUGUAGGUGAAAAAUAAAUCUUGACUUGCUUGUUAUGCUCUGAUGAAAUGAAAGCAUAAGUUUGAACCCUGGAAUGAAACAAUGAAUCUGUGUUCUACAGUUCACAAAUGUAACGCAUUGUCUGAUUGGAACUGGAAGAUAGUAAAUUCAUCUAAUUUAGCUGUGAUUUGUAUACAAGGCAGCAGGUGUUGGUCUCUGUUAUUCCAAGAACGUUGGAGUUCUCCAUCAUGAUGUUCUUGUGUUAACGUUUGGUGUCCUGAUCAACAUCAGAUCAGUCAUCAGAUAACUGUAUUGUGUUAACAUUGGGAUAAUAGUGUGUGAUAUGUGUGUGUGUAUAGUGACUCUGAAUCAGAUGGAAAGAGUAUGAAUCUGUGCUACAUUCAGGUGUUAUAUUUGGAAGGAAAUUUUGGGUUUGGUGAUCGAGGGAGUCCAAAGGUAGACAGCAUGUCUCCUUUUGGUUCCCUUGACUUCUGUAGUCAGUUUGGGGAGUGCUGGUCGCGGUUCUGAGUUGUGGGUGUGAGACCUUCGGACUUUGAGUGCUGACCUGUGGUGGCUGUUUCAUCAGGACUCCAACAACACAGCAGUGAGAAACCCGGGGCUGCUGCCCAAAGACUUGAAAGGUUAAGGAAAGAACGGCAGAACCAAAUCAAGUGUAAAAACAUUCAGUGGAAAGAGAGGUCAUCCUCCCAAUCAGCGGAGGAUCUGGGAUCCCUGUUUGAAAAACGGGACUUUAAAGACAGACCACGGACAACAGGCACCAAAUCUACACUUUCAUUGCGGCUGGAGCAGUGUCCCCAGCAGCUCAACAACCCCUUCAAUGAAUAUUCCAAAUUUGAUGGCAAGGGCCACAUUGGCACAACAGCGACAAAAAAGAUAGACGUCUACCUCUCAAUGCAGAUGGCUCAGGAGAAGGUACAUCCAAUGACAGUGGUAACCAUCGCCAACGCCCGGGUCCACGACCUUAUCGGGCUCAUCUGUUGGCAGUACACAAGUGAGGGACGAGAACCCAAACUUAAUGAGAAUGUGAAUGCCUACUGCCUCCACAUUGCUGAGGAUGAUGGCGAGGUGGACACCGACUUCCCACCACUGGACUCCAAUGAGCCAAUCCAUAAGUUUGGUUUCAGCACUCUGGCCUUGGUGGAGAAAUACUCUUCACCUGGCCUCGCUGCCAGACAGUCGCUAUUUGUAAGAAUAAAUGCUGCUCAUGGUUUCUCUCUAAUCCCUGUGGACAGUCUGAAGGUAACCAUGAAGGAGAUUCUCCAAAAAGCACUCAAGAAGAGAAAAGGCUCACAGAAAGGCUCAGGGCCCAUGUAUCGUCUGGAGAAGCAGACAGAGCCUAAUGUUGCAGUAGACCUGGACUCCACCCUGGAGAGCCAAAGCACCCUGGAGUUUUGCCUGGUCAGAGAAAACAGCUCUAGGGGUGAAGAGAGCUCAGAGGAAGAUCCUCCUAUUGACAUCACCACAGUCCAAGACAUGUUGAGCAGUCACCAUUACAAGUCCUUCAAGAUCAGUAUGAUCCACAAGCUGCGCUUCACCACUGAUGUCCAGCUAGGUAUUUCGGGAGAGAAAGUGGAGAUUGAUCCUGUCACCAAUCAGAAGACCAGUACUAAGUUCUGGAUUCGACAGAAACCCAUCUCUAUUGACUCGGACCACCUCUGUGCCUGUGACCUUGUAGAAGAGAGAAGCCCCAGUCAUGCAAUAUUUAAGCUCACUUACCUCAGCAACCAUGACUACAAGCCUCUCUACUUUGAAUCUGAUGCUGCUACUGUCAAUGAAAUAGUGCUGAAGGUGAACUAUAUCCUAGAGUCCCGAGCCAGCACCUCUCGAGCUGAUUACUUUGCCCAGAAGCAGCGGAAACUGAGCCGCCGGACCAGUUUCAGUUUCCAGAAGGAGAAGAAGACUGGCCAGUAGACGGACUGAAGCUGCUCAACCACCUGUCUGUCUGUAUAUGCUAGACACAUGCAUAAACGAGGCCUGACGGUCUCAUGAGCAGACAGCAUCAGGCUAAACAGAAGUGGAGGCUUACAGGAAUGAUGAGCAGAAAAUGAAGCGUGACGACAUGUUGAAGUGGAGGACUCUGAAUCUCCGUGAGAGAAGAGAGUCCACGAGCCAAAACAAACUAGUUAUUUUUUUUCCUUAAACACAGUGGAAAAGAUUGUGGGGCUGAGAUUUGGUUGCCAAUUUGUCACUUCCUGUUCAUUUACAACCUCUGAGUUCAGGCCCAUACUUGAGGAUGGAUUUGUACAGCUUCAACAAGUUGGUCAUGUACACUCAACAAACAAAUCAAAGCUCUAAAUACUUGCUUCUUACAUCCAUCUUUAAGAGAUUUAACACAUGAGAAAAAGCUACUCAUUUUUAAUGUACUGUACAUAAACAUUUUACAUUCAGGAAAUGAAAUAAUGAUGAUACAUAUAAAUGAAACAACCCUGCCUGGAUCCACAUUCUGUCUUGAAUGCAGUUAGCAAUUCUUUAACAUUAUAAGUUCUCAUUUUCCAGUUUAAAAUGUACACCUAAUUAAAACUAAUGCAGCGAGGAUUCAUGAGGAUUGUAAUUGAUCAGUUUUGGUGGAAGCUGUUUUACAGUUGUUUAGUCAACGUUUUAUUAUUUUGACAAAUUGUAUUGCAUUAUAUUGGCAUUUCUUUUAUUUAGCUUACCUUCAUUGAUAUGAAUGGGGUGGUCAAAACAAUAAAAAUACCUCUCAGCAGCACCACAAACCCCAGCCUCCAAGAUGACAGUGCAAUUGAAUCAACAUCAUAACCUUCAUAAAGGUCAUAUUUAAUUCAAGGAUGUUAGCCUAUUACUUUUCGAUAGGUUUAGCUUAUAAACUGGGAACUGAGUUGAUUUAUGUUUAGAAGGGUGUGAUUAGGGCACAUUUUUAGGGUUUUAGAUAAAAUGAUGUUUCAUAUGGAAGCUUUUAAGUGACAGCAACAGCUAAAAGAAGUGGUGAAUUUUGGCUUGGUGGUUUAAUCAACACAGCACACAGGGAGGUUACUCAGAAGACAUUUGAAUGCCGUGGUUAUUUGCUGUCUGUAUCCUUUAUCCCUGUUUAUAGCCAACGGAAACCCUGACAGUAUAAAACACAUGCCUGUAUCAUCUGUGAGGCUCAGAUUUGUGCUUUACACCAUGCCACCGUGAAGUAUGACAGAUUUUGAAACCAAUUUGUAGUGGCAAAACCAUAUACUGACAACACCACCUGAUGCACAAUGGCCUAUAAAGACGUUUUCGUAUAAGUUUUCAUUGCGAAAGAUGUUGAUGUGUAACAGUGGAUACAUUUUUUGAGUCACAACCCCCUCAAGAUGAUUGAUUUCACUCAGGCUUUGAUCUGUUUGGGUGAUGUGAUUUGGAAAGUCCACAAAAGCAACAUGAUUAAAUUAUUUUAUCCACAUUCAAGAUAGAUGAGAGCUAACUGGAAGCUAGCUGCUCGGCCUGGAUAAGUCUCUAGUGCACACACACCAUGGGACCCCACAAUGUGGAAGCUAUCCGGAUGAUCAGGGUGAUCUAUCCAAGUCAGUCAAACUGAGCAACUUUCAUAAGAAGAAUGGACCCCAAAUCCAACGUUGUAUCCAGUUUCUUCUUAGUACAUCCAAGGUUCACACCUUGUCACAAUUUUGAGGCUAGAAAAUACACAUUUUGACCUUGUGGUGGACCUGGGGUUGGCCAAUCAAGUACUAUGGUUGAGUGUGAUAGGUGAAGACAGCUGUCACUCAACCCAGCACUCCCAAACACAAGCUUCUUAAAGCCUUAAUAGUACCCUGUAGUUCUUUCUUUAAACCUCUAGUGUCAUAUGAAGUGGUGUUAAGAUGAAGACAGGUAAUGUAAUACACAUUCCUGCUGACUGUUCAGGCUGUUCCACUGAUCAGCAUUUGGUGGUAGUAUCACGCAAAAACAUGGUAGUACUCCACCAAAGGCAGUGAAAGAAAUGGUCAGCCAUUCAGAAAUGUAAGUCAAGAGCACAAGUUUAGAAAUAAUCAAAAAAAAAAAAAAAUUGUGAAUGUUUUCUUACAUUGCCAUCCGCAACAAAAUUCUCUUAUCGAAAGAUCCGUUUUCCCACACCAGUUUUAUUCAAGUCCCACUUGCUUGUUUAAGUUGUAUCACAGAAUUGGCAGAAUAAAUAUGAACCUUUCUCAUGUC